Molecule: messenger RNA, 636 nt
Organism: Colletotrichum lupini
Lineage: Eukaryota; Fungi; Ascomycota; Sordariomycetes; Glomerellales; Glomerellaceae
Exons: 7
Coding region: 1-636 (211 amino acids)
Source: RefSeq, a predicted model, not a curated record
AUGGGGAACUCCAUAUGGGUGAUUGCCGGCAGCACUUGCGUUGUCUCCAGACUGCUCCCCUCUCUUCCCACAUCGGCCCAAAGGGGUGCCACCUACGUUGUCUGCAUGCCCAGACAAGGCUUUAUCAGGCCCAAACCGUUCAAGCCUAUGCUUCGAAUUGUACUCAACCUCCCCGGUCAGUUCACUUUGUCCAAGCGGUCGAGCGAGCUCUGGCCUGCUCAGGAGAGACUUAUCCAAUGCCAUUUGCACUUGAAGCCCAAGGGUCUUUGCGUGCGAGUGAGCCAACCAACCCAUGUCCACACCAAUGGACGAGUCCAACCAACCAUAAUACGUACAGGUACGGGGUACAUGCUGGGGGGCACCUUAUGCUCAGCCAGUCUCUCACCUCUUAUGAUUGUGUCUCUCUCUGCCUUCCCUGUCUCCCUCCAGGGUGGGCCACAGCCCCCAAUGUACAUGGUUAUCUCCUUCUCUCAUUCCUUCCUACAGCAACACCCGGACUCUCACUCCAUGCUCGUCCCUCUUGGACUCUGGGUUAUGGCCGUGACCGUUUCCACUCCGCUCGCUGCCGCCCUAAACCUCGAUCCGUGGCCCUCGGAGCUCUUCCCGCACUUCAUCGCACUCUCACGCGAAGCCUGA